Molecule: messenger RNA, 6705 nt
Organism: Megalops cyprinoides (Indo-Pacific tarpon)
Lineage: Eukaryota; Metazoa; Chordata; Actinopteri; Elopiformes; Megalopidae
Gene: edc4
Product: enhancer of mRNA decapping 4
Exons: 29
Coding region: 137-4306 (1389 amino acids)
Biological process (GO): deadenylation-independent decapping of nuclear-transcribed mRNA
Cellular component (GO): P-body
Molecular function (GO): protein binding
Source: RefSeq, a predicted model, not a curated record
GAAGUGGAGGCCGUUUGUGGCAUUACAGCAUUCCGAAAGUAACGUAAGGGACGAGAGAACAGAUUAAAUAAAAUAGAUCGUAAGCGGUAACAAAACUUCCCCUUUUAACAACCCAGUUCCCCUGUUUCCUCCCCUUAUGGCUUCCAACUCGAAUAUAGACAUAGAAGACGCGACCCAGCAUCUUCGGGACAUCUUGAAGUUGGACCGACCCGGGAGCAGCGGCGAUGCGCCCGCUGUAGAAGGUCCGAAGAAGGCGGCAUUCAACGGCGAGCUCAAUGGACUGUUCGGAGCCGAUCUCCUAGGCGCCGGAGACCGCGUUGCCUCAGCCGAACCCACUCACAGUCCGGAGAUCAUGCAUGCGCAGACUAUCCUCCUCUCUGGAGACGACAGCUCCACCUGCGUUGCCAUCACCUCCAACGACGUGGAGAUCGUGGCCAGUCGCGACUCCAGCAUCAACAGCAAGGCCCGGGGCAGCAACAAGGUUAAAAUCCAGCCAGUGGCAAAGUACGACUGGGAGCACAAAUACUACUAUGGCAACCUGAUAGCCGUGUCCAACUCCUACCUGGCGUAUGCUAUCAGAGGUGCUAACAGCUAUGGAAUGAUCCGGGUGCUGAGCCUGGGCACGGCGGAGCGUACCCUGCUGAAGGGCUUCACGGGCGCGGUCACCGACCUGGCCUUCGCCCACCUGGACUCCAGCCAGCUGGCCUGCCUGGAUGAGGCCGGGAACCUGUUCGUGUGGCAGCUCACCAGCCGCGACGGCAAGAUCCUAGAUGAGAUCAUUGUGCACAUCCGAAGGCCCGAGGACACGCCCCUGAACUCCAACCGCCGGCUGAUCUGGUGCCCCUUCAUCCCCGAGGAGAACGAGGAGAACCCAGAGGACGCCUGCCAGACCCUAGCCCUGCUGCACGAGGACCGGGCAGAGGUGUGGGACCUGGAAAUCCUCAGAGCGAACAACAGCUCCUGGCCGGUCGACGCCACUGACCUGAAGGACGGGUUCAUCACCAUCAGGGGUCACGCCGCACGCAUCAGUGAGGGGGCUUUGUCUCCAGAUGGGACGGUCCUGGCCACAGCCAGUCAUGACGGCUACAUCAAGUUCUGGCAGAUCUACAUCGAAGGGCAGGACCAGCCCAGGUGUUUACACGAGUGGAAGCCCCACAAUGGGAAGCCACUGUCCUGCCUGCUGUUCUGUGACAACCACAAGAAGCAGGACCCGGAUGUUCCUUUCUGGCGUUUCCUGAUCACUGGAGCAGAUCAGAACCGGGAGCUGAGGAUGUGGUGCACAGUGUCGUGGACCUGCCUGCAGACAGUCAGGUUCUCCCCAGACCCCUACAACUCCUCUGUGCUGCCCAGCCUCAAGGCCAGCCUGGACCUGUCGGCAGAUUACCUCAUCCUCAGCGACGUGCAGAGGAAGGUGCUGUACGUGAUGGAGCUGCGUCAGGACCAGGAGAAGGGGCGCGCGGGUUUCACGGCUGUGUCCGAGUUCCUGCUCACACACCCCGUGCUGAGCUUCGGCAUCCAGGACGUCAGCCGCAGCCGGCUGCGCCACACCGAAGUGCUUCCCCCCGAGGAGGAGAGCGAGAGCAUGACGGCAGAUACAGAAGGAAGUCAAGGACCUGUGGAGUCCAAAGCAGGCGUCCAAAUUAAACUCUACUGCGUCCACACAAAGUCUCUCCAGGACGUGCAGAUCUGGUUCCAGCCCCACCUCGACCCCCCCGGCCCCCUGCCCCUGCCCCAAGCCGGCUCCCAGGACGACUUUGGUUUCUCGGAUCACCUGGACGUGGCUGUUGAAGGCCUGGGCUCUGAUAAGGAGUCGGGACGCAGCUCCCAAAAUGACAUGCACGGGAUGCCAGCGCUGCCAGCCCCCGCAGACUUCCUGUCCCCCAUCAGCGAGCCCACGCCCAAGCUCAUGACCCCCGACGCCUUCAUGACCCCCAGCGCUUCGAUCCCUGCCUCUCCGGGCAGCAGUGCGAGCAGUCUGACAGUGGUGACAGCCAUGAGCAGUAACUCUGACAGUGGCGGUGCCAGGGGGGGUGACGAUCUGACCCAGAGCCCCAAGGUGUCGCUGGAGAACAGCAGCAGCACCAUGGCGCUGAGCGGGACCCCCACUGGCAGCCCCCACACCAGCAACAUCCUCAUCCCGGGCCUGGGGGACCAGCUACCCCUCAACAACCUGCAGGUGAUGGCGUCUCCAAACCCGCCGCUUUCGCUGGACCUGCAGGCGAUUGAGCCGCUCCUGGGCCCGCAGGCGUCCCCGACCCGAGAGCGCUCCCCUGACGUCAUCUCCUCCGCCUCCACCGCCAUGUCCCAGGACAUCCCCGAGAUCGCCUCCGAGACACUGCAGCGGGGGCUGGGCGUGACGGGGGCGGAGCCUCGGGACCCCGCCCUCCACGCCGACAGCAUGGCGUCGGCCGCGUCUGCGCUGCACCUGCUGUCCCCGCGGAACCGCAGCGGCUCGGACCACGCCCACCUGUCCCUGGAGCUGGGGGCGGGGCUGGGCGAGGGCGAGCGGCUCAGCUCCACCCCGUCGCUCCUGGAGACGGCGACCGCGGCUGCCGUCUGUGCAGACGGAGCCGUGAGCCAGCCGUGGCCCGCCGCCCCCGACAUCACCCGCGAAACCCGCAACAGCCUGCGGGAUGCCGGCCUCGCCGAGUGUGCCAGGGAGGAUAUGAAGGAGAAGCACAAGACCUCCCCGUACCACAGACACACCUACAGCCUUCCCCACAACGACAGCCAGGACGCCAGUGCCGAGCAGAGUGACCAUGACGAUGAGGUGGCGAGUCUGGCCUCGUCCUCCGGGAAUUGCGGCUCCAGGUCCUCCCACCGCCUCCCGGUGAAGGACUGGAAGGUCUCCCCACGGGGGUCCCCCAAACUGAAGAGGAAGAGUAAAAAAGACGACGGGGACUCCUCACAGGCCCGGCACGGUGAUCACCAGAUGGCCCCGGAGCUGCAGGACGAGCUGUUGCAGCUGCUGCGCAGUCAGCAGCGGGAGAUCGCGGAGCUGCGGCAGAGUCAGCUGGACCUGCUGCACAGGCUGACCAGCCACAUGGACGCUGUGCAGAGCUCCAUCAUGGCCCAUGUGGAGCAGGCCGUGGGCAGCCAGCAGGAGCAGGACCAGCGGCGGAUGGACCGCAUGGUGGCCGAGGGACUAGACCGGAACCGGCAGGUCCAGGAGAACUUCUCCCAGCAGCUGGCCCAGUCCCUGACCAAUACCCUGUCCAACCGUGUGGACAAGGUGCUCCGGGAUGAGAUGAAGAAGACCGUCCCUCAGACCAUCUCCAAGAGCCUGGAGCCCAUCACCGGCCAGCUGAGCAGCACCAUUGCCGCCAAGCUGACGGCUGUGGAGGGCACGCUGAAGGAGAACGUCUCCAAGGUGGUCAAGUCAAAGAACACGACGGACGCCAUUGGCCGGGCGGCGGCCGAGGCGCUGCAGGGACCCAUCCAGGUGGCCUACAGAGAGGCCUUCCAGAGCAUUGUGCUGCCCGUCUUCGAGAAGGGCUGCCAGUCCAUGUUCCAGCAGAUCAAUGACAGCUUCAAGCAGGGCACCCACGAGUACAUCCAGCAGCUGGAGAGCCACCUGAAGAACAAGAAGCAGCGUGAGCACGACGCUCGGGACCCUGUGAUUGGCCAGCUGCAGCAGAUGAUUGACACCUUCCAGAACACCACGGAUCAGCUGGCGUCGAGUGUGACGGCCAGCGUGCGCUCCGAGGUUCAACACCAGCUCCACAUGAUCGUGGGGAGCCUGCAGGACUCCAUCCUGACGCAGGUGCAGCGCAUUGUGAAGGGGGAGGUGAGCAUGGCCAUGAAGGAGCAGCAGGCUGUGGUCACCUCCAGCAUCAUGCAGGCCAUGCGCUCAGCCGCCGGCACGCCCAUCCCCACCGCUCACCUGGACUACCAGGCCCAGCAGGCCAACGUCCUGCAGCUGCUGCAGCAGGGCCAGCUCAACCAGGCCUUCCAGCAGGCCCUGUCUGCGGCUGACCUGAACCUGGUGCUGUACGUGUGCGAGACCAUCGACUCCCAGCAGGUUUUUGGCCAGCACCCCUGUCCCCUCAUCCAGCCAGUCCUGCUCUCCCUCAUCCAGCAGCUGUCCACCAACCUGGCAACCCGCUCCGAGCUCAAGAUCAGUUACCUGGAGGACGCGGUGAUGAACCUGGACCAGAGCGACCCGGUGACCCGGGACCACAUGAGCUCAGUUCUGGCACAGGUGCGGCAGAAGCUCUUCCAGUUCCUGCAGCAGGACCCCCACGGGCCCAUGAACAAGCGCGCACGCCGCCUCAUGAUGAUGCUGCAGGGCCUGGUCACUCACUAGACCCCGCGGGCCACCCCACCCCUGCCCCGCCCUGCCCCGCCCUGACUCUUCAUGCGCCGCCUCAUCACCCUGCCUGCCGCCUGGGAGGAUUGGCGCAGUCACCUAAACAUGGCUGAGUGUACGUCCCAGAGAUGGCACAUGGGAAUUGAAGUCCACAGCUGGGGGUUGUGGGGUAGAAUUGAACAUGCUCUGAACUUCAUUUCCCAUCAGCACCUCUGCUUUUCAAAAAAAAAGCCUCCUGUUCGGCUUCCUUGCUGGCCUUCCUGUCGUGUUUCGGCUUUCCUUUUCCCUAAAGGCGGGGCUGUCCAAGCAACACCCAGACCCCGCCCAGACUUCAGAGUGAUCGUUUUUGUUCUUCCCUUUGGCUCCUGUCUUCCUGUGGAGAAGAGGAAGGUGGAGUGUCGCUAAGUUACUCUCUCAGCAUUUUCCCUCCUCUUUCAUUUGUGAAAAAAGAUUAAAUAAAGCAACCAAAAAGCCAGAGGCUGAGAAGGCAGGGGUCGCAUGGAGGUGGCUUCUGUUUGGGACAUGCGCUGUGUUCCUGGGGACAGCUGUGCGUCGAUCUCUGGCUCUACAUAAACUCUGCGAUGAAAAGACCUCAGAGAGACAUGCCUUCUCUCUGUGUUUAACCCCUCAGCGUCCACCUCCCCACAGCCAUAUACUUCUUUUGUUGUCGUAGUUUUGUCCUGGAGAGGAUGCUGGGGGUGAAGCAGUGGUACAUACAGACAGGCCACAGCCCUUCAGUGCAGAUCGAAGGGCGUGAAUCUGCUUUAAUUUGCUCCCAAACCCACCUCAUGUGUCCAGAAUAAGGAACUUUGCUCACCCCCGUCUCCUGGACCGUCAGCCCGCUUGGUGUGGAAGGACCUCCCUGGCUCUGUGAUCGCUCCUCCUGGGCGCCGUGACUGCCGCUGUCGCUUCUCGUCCUGAUGAUGUGGGUUUGUGCAGAGAGUGAGACGGGCUGGUGAAAGGCGCGUGGUGAAGGCCCAGAGGAGAGACUGAAACGCAGAGUACAGUCUCCUGCAGCCUCUCUUCCUAGGGAGAAGGACAUCUUCUUUAUGGAUUUCUCAUGUAUGUUCUCCUCAGAGGUUUCGACAAAAGUCAGCGCUUACCUUGGUUUCAGUGCGAUGGAUUCCCUCUUUUUGUAGGUCCCCCCCUUUUUAAGUUUAAUACAGAUAGUUCCUAACUUGUAAGAGUAUCAAGUAAUUGAUAUAGUUACUAAUCAAUGCUUACAAUCAUCGCUUACAAUGAUAUACAGUACUAUGAUUAUUACUUUGAGGUGUUCUAAUAACCUGCAGUAUACCAAUAGGUCCCUAGAGGGCAGUCUUGUGCUGAUUGGCAUUUCAUGACGGUUAAGUCAUUGAUCAUCAGAAAGGAAACCCAUCCUCACCAGGCUGGAAGGUAAAGAUGAGUACCGCAGCACGCAGGGAGUUUGCUCAAUGUUCCAUUGUAGGUGUUGCGCAUGUGUGAAGGCUGGCAUACAUUAUUCAAUAAUACAGUUCCUUCUUGUAAUUGUCAUUCUCAUUCUAAAGUCUUAUCCAGUAAUAUAGCUCCUUCAGUUCCUCCUUUCUCCUCUGUUCCCUCUGGUGAAAGUAGUGGCUGAGGGGGUAUUUCUGUGUUUGUUUUUUUUUCCCUUUUUGUUUUUUUGUCUUUUUUUUUUUCUUUAACUGACAGGGUAAGCCUUCCAGUAUCUGAAAGCACUAUUAUAACUUCUGUAGACGAAACAUUUUUUGAAAGCAUGAGAAUGUCCACUUGCAGAAGUACCUACAGGUUUGAAUUUGUCUGCUGACUUAAGUGAUGAUGCCCAGUUUGAGUGGCGCAGGUAAAAGCUCACCUGUGAUUAUGAUGCGUCUGCUCCCUGUGUAAAUGGUAGGCCUUCACCCCCCCCAAACCCAAAGUGCAGAAACUUCAGAAGUGCCUUAAGAGCCAGUUUUGUUCCAUGCCUUUUUGAUGACGGUAAGCUUGUCCUGAAAUUAUGGCUCCUUAGCCCUACGAGGCGAACAAAUCGCAUGUUAAAAACCAAUCUCACCCCGUCAUUGAUCUCUGUGGAGAGUAAAAGGGAAGGGUUGUGUCUGUUAUCUGUAAAGUAUCUGUUAAAGUCUUUAUAGUGCAGUGAUGGGUGAGGCUUCCUGAGACACCUCCAAGUUCACCUGUCAAGUUCCAUCAUGGCUGAACUCAUCAGCCCUUGUCCUUCAAAGAAGACAGGUUUGAUUGGCUCAGCUGAAAGGUGUUGGUAGCUGGUGGCACCUGCGCCCGUGAAAAGGUAGACGGGUAGCCCCACUCACCUGCCACUAGUGUAACUGCUACUUCAGAGAAGCAGGCAGUAAGCUUGAUAUUUUUAUUUGGACCCCCUUGAAACACAACGGAAGAGAGGUGGAAAAUAAUUUGGCCACUAAUGUAAAAAA